UAUUUAGAGCAGAAUCACAGUUUAUGAUACUAGACCUGGAGCUUCAGUUCAGUUCCCACAGAACAAUCAUGUUGCAUCAAGUCAACCUUGCUUUGCUUUUUUCUUUCACGAUUUUGAAUGACAAACUUCAGUAAUAGGCUCCUGUAAGGCCGUCUCCGCUGUGCUGGGAAAGAGACAAUUAUCUGAGCCAUCCUCGGUGUACGAUCACCUCAGCUCAUUUAGGUGUGCUCAGAAAGACAAAUAAUAAUCAUUCUUGCAGAAAGCUCUCGCAGGUUGAUUUUCAUGACAUGACACUUAAUGAUCAAACCAAACUGUGAUUAUUUAUGUCAACUCACAUUUGACUGCAGGGAAGGAAUAAACAGUUUUAUCUUUUCCCCUUGAAAUUUCUGUCUCCUAUCAGAGGUAUUUUAGCAAAGGGCUUGUGUUUUUGUACACGCAUCCAGCUGAAGUUAUGUGGAAGUUGACCACUUGUAAAUGGUUGUUUUUAAGGCAAAAUUUGCUCACAGAUGCUCACUUCUGCAUGUAAAAUUAUGUUUUGCAAGUUCAAACGUGGUCUCUUGGCAAACUCAGUUUCCAGCCUUAUUUCUUUGGUAGCUGCUGCUCUGAAGGGUGGUCACAACCAGUGGAGGGGCUGGGGCCAGCCCUGUGCAGCUGCUAAAAUAGGGCAUGAAAUUUGUCAUGGAAAAGGUUUUCAGGAACUAUGAUCUUUUUGUGACCAAAUACAAUAAAUAAUCCAUCUUUUUCUUAGUCCUAUUGGUAGGAAAAAUGGUAGCAAUUUCUACUGGUUUUCUUUCUUUUCAGGAACAUUUUUGCAGUUCUAGAGACAGUAAAUAAUUUCUGGACCAGUUUGGUUGUGAAUUAUUUUCUCUGUCCUGGAGAUAUUUUGCUCAGAAGGGCAAGCCAAACAGUUGUGAUCAGGCAGUGAUGGAUCUGCUCCUCAGUGGUGCACAUUCUUCUUGCUGCUGUCAGAAGCACCUCGGAGCCUUGCAGGUGCUUUCUCUGACUCUCCUGGUAGUUUAUCCACGUUCUUGCUUCCAGUUUGUUGCAUCAGAAGUGUUGGAAAAUGAGAUGUACUUCUUUACUGUUCUGGCACAUUGGUUUUAGCAUCUCUCACAGGGUCUGCUGGAGGCAUCUUCCACCAGUUCUUUAGCGUGUCCUUCCUCUGUUGGCUUUGGUCUAUGAGGUGGGCACAUGCACCCACCAUAAUUGUGGUGCAUCAAGACAGUCAAAGACAUGAGUCUCUGGGUUUAACCUGCUAACCAGUCUUUCCUGGUGGUCAUCCUUCUCCUCAUCUGCCUGCUGAGAUAAAUUAGCAUAAUGCUCCAUUUUCUCUAGUUGAGACUUGACCUCAAAUUUGGGUGGAAACUGAAAAUUAUUACAUCAGUUCUUUCUUCUUGAUUUAUCUCUGGUUAAAAGAGGUAUGUCCUUUUUAGUAGUGUAGCAUAUAAAAAUUGCAUGGUAUACCCUUGAGUGACUUGAGAGCUGUCUGGAGACUCUCACUCCUCUCUCUUCUUCAGAAGCAGCCUGUGCCAUGCGGUGGCUGCCUGGUGUAUGGUGUAUAAUCCAGCCUUGCCUGUUAGAUGUAAACACUUAUUUAGACCUUACCAUGCUUGUGGGCUUUUCUUACAGUGCUGAAAAUGAAAACCACACCAUGUUCAGUCUGUGUUGGAGCAGGAUCAUGUUAAAACCCAAAAGCAUUUCCUAGUGGUGUUGGGAAAGCUGUAGGUUUGUUUAGAUCUUUGGGGCUUUUACAGGGGAGUUGACAGAAGCUUUAUAAUGAGCCCCUGAGCCCUUUUGUCCCCUGGCAUAAUUCGAAGAUUUAGCAAAACAGAUUGAAAGAAGCUUCCAUGGACCAGCUGAAAUUUAUUUAAAUGUAAUCAAAAUGUCUGAAUCUGUCCUACUCCCGCCCAUGUGCUUGGGCGGCCCUCAGCGUGAAUAUAUCCCGUCAUGAUUGGAGCAGGGUCUGGUUAAUGAGUGGUUUGUCCUCCUUGGACAUGAGUGGGCAAGGAGUGCUAACCCACUGCUUUCUCUUGCCCUUUCCAAUUGGUGUUUUCCCUUACAUAUUGGAAGGGAAGGGAUCUUCCUUCUUUUUUUUGAUUUGGGGUAGUUACUGAAUUCAAACAGGUUCUUCCUUGAAUAUAAAGCACCUUACUUUAAGGUAAACUAUCCUGCACAGAGGCAUUUGCCUCACGUGUGCACAUGGUGAGUUAGUGUGGAGUAGGAAGAGUGCUUGGGACACUCAGCAUGGCUUUCCAUACCCCAUCUCACCUGGAUAAGGGUGAGAGGAGGAGCACAAAGGGAGGGAGGGAUGUGCUGGUGGACAGGUUAGUGGCAUGUAAACCCUGGAACGUGUCGCUUUGCAGGUGGAAAUACUUAUAAGACAACUCAUCAUAAAAUCUCCAAGGUUUUUGAGUCAUGAUGCAAGAAUCUGGGACUGAGACAAAAAGUAACGGUUCAGCCAUUCAGAAUGGAGCGAGCGGUGGCAACCAUUUACUAGAGUGCAGCCUGCGGGAAGUGAGAUCAAACGGCGAGACACCUUCCGUUGAAAUUGGGGCUGCAGAUAUAGCACAUCUUCAGCAACAGCAGGCUCUCCAGGUGGCACGGCAGCUUCUUCUGCAACAGCAGCAGCAGCAGCAGCAACAGCAGCAGCAGCAGCAGCAACAAGUUAGUGGAUUAAAGUCUCCGAAGAGGAAUGACAAACAGCCAGCCCUUCAGGUUCCAGUGUCGGUGGCUAUGAUGACACCUCAAGUGAUCACUCCCCAGCAAAUGCAGCAGAUCCUCCAGCAACAAGUGCUAACUCCCCAGCAACUCCAAGUCCUGCUCCAACAGCAGCAGGCACUCAUGCUUCAACAGCAGCAGCUUCAAGAGUUUUAUAAGAAACAACAGGAACAGUUGCAGCUUCAACUUUUACAGCAACAACAUGCUGGAAAACAGCCUAAAGAGCCCCAGCAGCAGCAAGUGGCCACACAGCAGUUGGCCUUUCAGCAGCAGCUCCUACAGAUGCAGCAGUUGCAGCAGCAGCACCUCCUGUCUUUGCAGCGUCAGGGGCUGCUGACGAUCCAGCCGGGGCAGCCUACUCUGCCUUUGCAACCCCUUGCACAAGGCAUGAUUCCAACAGAACUGCAGCAGCUCUGGAAGGAAGUGACAAGCUCGCACACAGCGGAGGAGGCAGCCAGCAACAACCACAGCAGCCUGGACCUGUCCACCACCUGCGUCUCCUCCUCCGCGCCCUCCAAGACCUCCUUAAUCAUCAACCCACACGCCUCAACUAAUGGACAGCUAUCAGUCCACACUCCUAAACGGGAGAGUUUAUCCCACGAGGAGCACUCACACAGCCAUCCUCUCUACGGACAUGGCGUAUGCAAGUGGCCGGGCUGUGAAGCAGUAUGUGAAGACUUCCAGUCGUUUCUAAAACAUCUCAACAGUGAGCAUGCGCUGGAUGAUAGAAGUACAGCCCAAUGUAGAGUACAAAUGCAGGUUGUACAGCAGUUAGAGCUACAGCUUGCAAAAGAUAAAGAGCGCCUGCAAGCCAUGAUGACACACCUGCAUGUGAAGUCAACUGAACCAAAAGCCACCCCUCAGCCCCUGAAUCUGGUAUCGAGCGUCACGCUUUCCAAGACCGCGUCUGAGGCGUCUCCGCAGAGCUUACCUCAUACUCCCACCACCCCGACUGCGCCCAUCACUCCCGUCACGCAGGGACCGUCGGUCAUCACUACCACGAGCAUGCACAACGUCGGGCCCAUCCGGAGGCGGUACUCGGAUAAAUACAACGUCCCCAUUUCUUCAGCAGAUAUUGCCCAGAACCAAGAGUUUUAUAAGAACGCAGAAGUUAGACCACCAUUCACGUACGCAUCUUUAAUUAGACAGGCCAUCCUGGAAUCUCCCGAAAAACAGCUAACACUAAACGAAAUCUACAACUGGUUCACGCGAAUGUUCGCUUACUUCCGACGCAACGCGGCGACGUGGAAGAAUGCAGUGCGUCAUAAUCUUAGUCUUCACAAGUGUUUUGUGCGAGUAGAAAACGUUAAAGGGGCAGUAUGGACAGUGGAUGAACUAGAGUUCCAAAAACGAAGGCCACAAAAGAUCAGUGGUAACCCUUCUCUUAUUAAAAACAUACAGACCAGCCACACCUACUGCACACCUCUCAAUGCUGCUUUACAGGCUUCAAUGGCUGAGAACAGUAUACCUCUAUACACUACUGCUUCCAUGGGAAAUCCCACUCUGGGCAAUUUAGCCAGUGCGAUGAGGGAAGAGCUCAAUGGUGCAAUGGAGCAUACGAACAGUAACGGGAGUGACAGCAGUCCAGGACGUUCCCCUAUGCAAGCGAUGCACCCUGUGCAUGUCAAAGAAGAACCAUUAGACCCAGAUGAAAAUGAAGGCCCUCUAUCCUUAGUGACAACAGCCAACCACAGUCCAGAUUUUGAUCACGACAGAGAUUAUGAAGAUGAACCUGUAAAUGAGGACAUAGAAUGAGUAUGUCUGACAUCGUUACCCUGAGAAUGAAGAUUGGAAGAACACGUCAAACUUAGCUGUGAAAUCUCUCCAUUAUUGUACAGUCUGGAGGAUUCUCAGUCCACUUUGACAACUAUGAAAUAUGUUAACUCUUAGUGCCAUCAAGUAUCCCAUUUGGGAGUAUUUUUGAUUUUUCUACUUUUUGUUGAAAAAAGGAAUUUGUACUCUGUGCAUUGGAUGGACUUGUUUGGUACUUGGGAUUUUCCUCUCUUACAGUCAACAUCAGUGUUGUAAAUUUGCUAAACUGAUUCACUUGCAUUUAGCAGCCAGCUGUGGACUGCAGGUCCUGCCAAUUUUGGACACUUGAGGACAUCAAACUGAGCAUGUACACCUGAACUGCAGAUCAAGUCUUUGCCCAGAUUUUAAGGAUUCCAAUGGACAACAUAUUUGCACAGUACUGCAUGUUGAUUAUCACUGCCUUUACUCCAUUUUUUUUUGUUUGGUUUUUUUUUUGGUUGGUUUCUUUUUUUUUUUUUUUGCUUCCAUUUGGGAUGGGGAAGGCCUGUGUGUGCACGUGUGUGGGUAUGUGUGUGUGCGUGUGAGCGUGUAUAUCGGGGAGGGGUUCAAAGAAAAAAUUAUCCCAAACUUUUUAAUGUAUUGCUUUUAUUCCCCCGCCCCACUUCUCCUCUACCAUUUUAAGUUCUGACCUCAGGCCUCAUCUGGGCCCAGGGCCUCUCGGAGGCUUCAACGUUUUCUGUACUUUGUGAUGAAUGUUAAUAGGUGUUUUUAUUAUACGAAGCUGAAUGUCAUUGAAUUGUUUGUAGUUUUUUCUGUCAUUCAUUCCAGUUUCCUUCAGAUGCCACCAUGUUUUCUUUAGCUAUGGAAAACAUUCCAUUUCGGUGUCUCCUUUUUUGUUGUUGUUGUUUUUUGAAAAGGUCCCAAAUGCUGCACGAUACAUGUGGAAGGGUUGUCCAACGGAGAGAGAGGAACGAAGUACUGCAAGAAUGAGAAUGAAUGACAGAUGAACAUAGAAACACUGUAGGAAGCAACACAGAUUCAUUCCACAAAGCAGUAUUUUUAAUAUAUUUUUGUUUUGUUUGGGGUUUUUGAUUUCUUUUCCUUUUUUUUUUUUUUUUUUGGCAGCAACGGUGAAUAUUAGCAAAUGCCACAAAAUUGAACAGCACAAAGAAAUAUAUGCAGCACCAACAGAGUUCACUUUUAGUAGAGAAUGAAUAGUACAGUGGCAGGUUCUCGGUUGUUUAACACGAGUUCUUAAUGGGUCAGCAGAUCUUUCUGGAAUAUCUAAGAUUACCGAGAUGGGCACCUAUACAUUUAGUAAUACAAUUCUUUUUUUAAUUUUAUUUUUGCAUUUGCAUUUGCAAAUAGUGGUUGGAAAGAUGACUUCAUUAAAUUGUUACUGUAUGUGGGUGAUGUUUCACGGUUAAACAUCAGUUCAGGAUUGCUUGGUGGCAUUAAUCUGUUUGAAUACAAAUUAGAUUUCAGAUUGAACUUGUUACGGGAGUUAAUAAGGACGGAGCCCCACUAAUGCUAAAGUGUUAAUUUUCAGCUGUGCAAAUCCAGUACUGCAGUUAGGAUUGUUAUGCAAUAUUACACCAGCCAGUAUGGAAACCUCGCCGUAGGAGACGGGAGAGCCAGGAGAGAAUUCGCGCCGGGGCUUGUUAGGCAAAGCUGGCAAAGCUCUGCGAAGCAAACACGACAUACAAAAUCUGUUGCGAUAGGUCAGUAAACCUCGGUCACCAAAAACACCUACACGUUUGCAUUCUGCAACCACUUUUCCGUCACUCAUUUAUUUAUGUAGGAUUGUAGCUUAUUUUUUUUUUAUUAUUAUUUCAAAAAGCCUUUCAGAGCUUAAUUUAUAUUCUUCUUUGAACCUUUUUUUUUUUUUUCCUAAAAUUACCAAAGAUAUUACACAAAGGUAAAUUAUGUUCUCUGUUAUAUGCUUUAUCUUAUGAAGCCAAAUAUCCUCUUAUUGUUGAUCAAAGGAGGUUGAAGAAUUUAGAGGGAAAUGACAAGAUGUGGGCUAUUGCUAACCUGAGAGGGAAACUGCUCCUUUAUUCUAGAAAAUUUAGAAGGCCAAGUAGAUGUCUGAACCAAAGUUGUUACUUUUUAUUUGCAAUUCUUUACAGUGACCAAAAUGAAAGUCUGUAAAGAGGAAUCGAGGAGAGCUUUUGAGGCUAAAACUAGAAAUCAGUGUUACUGGUGGAGCUACGAGAAGGGAGCUGGAGAAAGCAAAGACACAGUUAUUUCACAGAGAAUUAGAAUAUCAGAUAAAGGAGACAGUUUAAUAAAAUACAGAAGAGAACAGAAAAGCUCCCACAAUUUAACUGGACGACAUAUUAGUAUUUCUAGAAUUAAAAGAAAUAAUUUUUUGGUCUUUGGUUCUACAGAUUGUGUGCCACUUCUGUUCCGGGACUGUGCUGGGAUGACUGCUUUAAUUUUGGUUGAUCUUGGCACAUUUGCUCAGUUUUGUUUAAUUUUUGGUCAGCAUUUUUCAUAAGGAAAUAACACUCCUGUCCACUCAUAAGCUUUGGUACAAGAAAUUUUAUUGGCAGUUACUUUUAUAAAACUCAACUCUGCUUUCUGUUUCAAAAAGACAAGUUUAAAAAAAAAAAAAAAAGAAAGAAAAAAAAGGGCAGUCUUUGGUCAUUUGGAAACAUUUUUUUUUUUUUCUUUUUUUUGGUUUAAAUUAUAUCCAGGCAGCUUCGUGACGUGCCGGCGGUAGCCAGACAGGGAUCAUGAGAAUUGAGCCCUGUGCUUCUAAACUGAGUGGUUUGCUGGUUAGUUCGGUAUUCAGAAGGGGGAUAAAAAUCUGGUAGAUUAGUUCAUUCUCAGCAUGUGUAGCUAGACAUGAGUAAAGAUAACAGCAUGAGAAACUGUUAGUACGCAUACCUCAGUCCAAACUGUUAGGGAAUGAGUAAAUAAAAAAUACAUUUCACUCAGUUGCACUUAGUUGUAUGUCUUGCAUGCUUAGUCUAAAGACUGUAGCAAAAACAAAAAAAAUUAAAAAAAGAGAAAAAGAAAUAAAAAAUUAGAGUUUAACAUAUCUGGCAGGUGUCGCAGCCUUGCAGAAGAACCAACUGAAAAUCUCAGGCUUUACAUCAAGCAAACUUCACUAUGAUUUUUACAAUUCUGAUUCUGUAUCCCUUUGGAUAUACAGUUGCUUCUUUAGGGAGGGGUUUAUUAUGUUGUACAUAUAUAUCCCACUGUGUCUGUGUGAGCCUUUGUCUUUUGGGGGGAGGGUGGGGAGGGAGGAAAAGGUGGAAAGGUCCUUUUUUUAGAUAUCAUUCCUCAAAAGGAAUAAAUGCAGACCUGUUUGUCAAAACACCUUUUGCUUUUUGUGCAACUGCUUUAUAUUAACUAUACUAAAAAAAAAUAGCUUUGAAAAAAAAAAACUACUGUAUGUAAUGGAAUUGCAGAAUACGCUGCACAUGUAUUUUAUUUAGUUAUCCUUGCUUUAAGAAUAUUGGAUGACAUUUGCUGACAUGUGGGAGAAAAUCCCUGACUUUUUUUUUUCAGCUUUUAAAUUGUAACAUAGUUGACAGAUUUUUUUUUUUUUUCUCCUGUUAUCAUUGAUCAAAGCAUUUUUGUACAGUUUUUGUGUUUAAGCUGGUUUUUUUGAUACUUUCCCACCCCUUCUGUUAUCUUACCACUGCCUUUUCUGGCUGUCUUAAACAAAGUUCAUAUAUUUGAAAGGAAAAAAAAAAUCGUUUAAAAAAAAAAAAUGUUUUUCUCCUGCUGCAGUAAAUAUUUUGCAUGAUGAAUUCCAGGGUCACACUUUCAAAGUUUAUCAGUGAAGUAGUGAUUAAUAAUGGGGAGUGUCAAACUAUUGAACUUUUUGUAUAAAAAAACAAAAAAAAAACUUUACAAGGUGCCAAGAUGUAAAGACAAUUUGUUACAUGUUUUUUUUCUCAAAGAAAAGCGUACAUUAUGAAAGUAGUACCAUGUAUCAGGUAAAUCGCUGUCAGGAAUGAGAGUCAAAGCCUUCCUUGUCCACAAAAAAAAAAAAAAGUUUGUAAAUGUAAAACCUGUUAGGUUUCUGCAUUCAACUAGAAGUGAAAUUAAAAAAUAAAAUAAAAAUCAAGGCUUAUGUAGAACAAGUGACCACAAAAAAAAAAAAAAGACCUUUUUUUGAUUAUCACUCGCAAGAGUCCCACUGCAGGUCCUGCCCCUCCCCUCCCCUGGAGCUCAGCUUCAGGGAGACACCAGGGCAGGGAUGCUGGUUCUACAAAUAUUGCAGAUCAUUAGAUAUUUUAUAUAUAUACAUACAUAAAUAUAUAUAUAUAUAAAGUUUUUUAAAAUAAUUUUGAACUAUUGUAGUUUUCAGAUCGCCAAUAAUCUCACGUUCAUUAUAGCAUGGAAAAAGAAAAAACCAAACGUGUUUAAACUCUUUUGAAAUCCUUUGGUACCUUUGGUUAAUGAACUCAGAGUGAUUUUUUUAGAUGUUUCAGAAGUCAUUUAGUAUUCUAGUCUUGCGAGGUGAAUUUGCAGUUCAGGACUGCAUUUUAAUGGGCCCAGAACAGGCAACCAAGUAUCUCCUACCCAUAAGCCUUGAUGAAAAUGGUACAGUCCAGACUGUUAGCAUGGUGCUUCGUGUGUAUGUGCUGCCAGUAACAAGAUUUUUUUUUUUUUUUUGAUAAGGCAUAAAAGAAACUCAUUCCUUACAUCAACUGUAAUUCCAUCAUUCCAUGUCUGUUGAUACAGACAAUAAAAAAUGUUGUGUAGUCAGUACUAAUUACUGACAUUAUAGCAUUCUCAAAUGCAAUAAAAAUGCUGGUUGUUCACACUGGUAA
Molecule: messenger RNA, 9263 nt
Organism: Myiozetetes cayanensis
Lineage: Eukaryota; Metazoa; Chordata; Aves; Passeriformes; Tyrannidae
Gene: FOXP1
Product: forkhead box P1
Exons: 17
Coding region: 2416-4473 (685 amino acids)
Biological process (GO): regulation of transcription by RNA polymerase II
Cellular component (GO): nucleus
Molecular function (GO): RNA polymerase II cis-regulatory region sequence-specific DNA binding; DNA-binding transcription repressor activity, RNA polymerase II-specific
Source: RefSeq, a predicted model, not a curated record